This is a messenger RNA of Tetrahymena thermophila SB210, 2379 nucleotides long. RefSeq lists its product as hypothetical. NCBI's taxonomy places the organism in Eukaryota, Ciliophora, Oligohymenophorea, Hymenostomatida, Tetrahymenidae. The transcript is spliced from 2 exons. The record is from RefSeq and is a predicted model, not a curated record.
AUGAAUACGUUUUCAUAUAGAUAGAAGAUCAAUCCUGGAAGAGAUCUUAAAUUAUUAAGUCAAGAUUGGGUUUUUGUAAAAAAGUAGCAAAAAACUGAAUUUCAUUCUUAAAACAACUCUCUUGGGAUAAGUCAAAAAACAGAUCAUCCAGUAUCAAUUCACUAAAAUUCAUUUUCAGAGCUCAGAUUUUAAGAAAGGUCGACUGUAAUUCCUUUUUUGAACGGAUAAUAAACUUUUUACACAGGAAUUAGAGAUUACUCAAAUGAGAAUAUUAAAUCAUAAAGAAAUGGAUAAAAUUAGAGCAUAGAGAAUUUUAAUUUAACAUAAAUCAUGAGCUUAUCUUUGAAUAAACAAAAUCGCUCAGGAGUUAACAAUAAUUCAAUAAUUUCUUAGGGAACAGGUGGCUUUAACUCAAUUCAGCUUAAAAGCCCCUACAAAAGAACUAUAAAAUCAUCAAGAGAAUCUACAGAUAAAUGCUCAGUGAUCAACUCAAUUAAUAAAUUUUAAAUGAAAGAUAACAAACCAAAGAAAAUUUUAAAAAAACUAAACUAAACUGUAGAUAUUGGCCAAAUAGACAGCAAUUAUGAUUCAAUGGACUUUGCUAAUAAUAUGCUUUCCAGUAUGCAUUUUAUUCCUCAACAGACUUCUGACUCUACUGCUUAAGGAUAUAGUACUGAUAAGAAGAAUCAGAGGAGGAGCAGUCUAUUUAAAAAUUCUAAAAGAAAAUCUAAAUUAAAUAAUAAUCUAUCUGCGUCUUUUAUAUUGACUUCUAAUGUAUCACAUGACAGCAAAUAGUAAGCAAGAAAUACUUAAAAAACAAAAGAUCAUUGUGAAAAAGAAUAAAACGAAAUACAAAAAUGGACAGAGCAAACUGCAAUCUUCGUAAAUGAAAAGCAAACACUUGAAAAUGAAAAACUUCCUUAAACUACUAUGGAAAAGAGUGAAGUACAAGCUAUUAUAGAUGGUCUCUUUCAAGAGAUCGAAGAAAGAGAUAAAGACAAGUCUUUAGAGUUAGAAAUUAUGGAAAAAUACAAAAAGUAAAAAAACGAAAGAUUAGCCAAGAGCUAGCAAGAUGCUAAAAUACAGAGAAUAAAUAACACAAAUAUUGUGCUAAGCUAUUCUAGAGGAAAAGACAUUUAAAGUAAUGCAAAUGGGUUUUAGAUGAGUAAGUAUUUGUACAAUUAAAAAUAUGGCCACUAUAAAUGCAUCCCUUAAAGCUACAACACAGAGCUGAUUCCAACUUAGGACUAGUUGAUUGCUUAGCAAUUAAACAAACCUGACUAUACUGUUUAAGAAUUAAAAGAUAUUCCUUUCAAAAGUAUUUACAAUCCUGAAAUCGAUGAAAGUAAAAAAUAUUUAUCAGCUGUACGAAUAAGUGAAAGAGAGCAGUAUUAGCUAAAAGUACCUGCCUCUAAGCUAAUGAGAGAAGUGCUUAAAAAGUAUGAUAAAGAUAAAAAUUUUGUGGUCUAAAAUGUAGAAUAGUAAGAUAAUUAAAAUAUUAUUCAAGAAGUUUAUGGGGAUUUUCUGUAAAAUCCUGCAAAAAGAUUGAACAUUUCAAAAAUAAAAGAAAAUUAACUCAUCCAAAAUAACCUCUAUGAUAGCAGAUACGUUAAACCUUUUGUUAUUGAAGAAGAAAAUACUUCAGAAGGAAAUAGAUAUACAAAUAAUUCUCAUAACACAGAAGUUUUAUCACCACGUAAAAAAGAAAUUUCAAAUUUUGCCAAAGCAGCUAAGCAGCAAGAAAGCUAAAGAAGUUAAUCCCCGCCAGAAAGUAAUUAAUAAUGCUAAAAUAUUCCAAGAAUUGUUAGCGGUUUAAAUUCCCCAAUCACUCAAAGAAAUAGAAAUAAUAUAACUAAUUAUAAUACUUCAAAUAACUCAUACAAUUUUAGUAACUUUGUUCAACCUCAAAAAUCUAUAUUUUCGCCUCAAUCGUCUAUUCAAGUGUAGCAAUCUCCAGAAGGAAGAAUAACCCCUCUAAGAUUUAAAAGAAACCCAUUCGAUGUAAGCAUUUAAAGCCCUCAAGCUCCUCUAAGUCGUCCUUUACCAAAGAAAAAAAAGAUACAAGUAAAAACAAAUAUAAACGAAGUUGGAAAAAUUAACGAAGCUAGAAUUUCUUCACCUUUUGUAAAAGUUUCUGACUGUGAAAGAGGAAUGAAACAAAAUGCCAGCACAGAUAGACAAAAAUUCUAUGACUCUUGGUAUAGUCCUCCUAAUUUAAGACAACAAAACUUAGAUAGACACUUGCAAAAAUAUAUAAAUAACGAAUAAUAUCAAAAAAAAUUGGUUUAACAAUACAUUCUUCUCAAAUCCAAUGGAAACACUGAUCCUAUUUAGUAAACAUAACCAAAAAAAUCUUUAAACUAACCAAUAAAAAAUUGA